Molecule: messenger RNA, 518 nt
Organism: Megalobrama amblycephala (Wuchang bream)
Lineage: Eukaryota; Metazoa; Chordata; Actinopteri; Cypriniformes; Xenocyprididae
Product: histone H4
Exons: 1
Coding region: 36-347 (103 amino acids)
Biological process (GO): nucleosome assembly
Cellular component (GO): nucleosome
Molecular function (GO): structural constituent of chromatin; DNA binding; protein heterodimerization activity
Source: RefSeq, a predicted model, not a curated record
UUCUUUAUCGUCGCUUGAUAAGAGUUGUGUUAAACAUGUCUGGAAGAGGCAAAGGCGGUAAAGGGCUCGGAAAAGGAGGCGCCAAGCGUCACCGUAAAGUUCUGCGCGAUAACAUCCAGGGAAUCACCAAACCCGCCAUCCGUCGUCUCGCUCGCCGUGGCGGUGUCAAGCGCAUCUCCGGUCUGAUCUACGAGGAGACCCGCGGAGUGUUGAAGGUGUUUCUGGAGAACGUCAUCCGCGAUGCCGUCACCUACACCGAGCACGCCAAGAGAAAGACCGUGACCGCCAUGGAUGUUGUGUACGCGCUGAAGCGACAGGGACGCACUCUGUACGGCUUCGGAGGAUAAACUUCUGAAACCAGGAACAACUACACCAACCCAACGGCUCUUUUAAGAGCCACCCACUCUCUCACAUAAAGAGCCAGUGAAAUCUUAUUGAUAAAAUGCUUUGUUUCUUUGAUUCAGAAAAAUGUUACAAAAUAUAAACUGUUUCACAAUAAAAUAUCGGGACUAUCAGUA